Trametes versicolor FP-101664 SS1 is the source of this 1750-nucleotide messenger RNA. RefSeq lists its product as uncharacterized. The record is from RefSeq and is a predicted model, not a curated record. Bases 57 to 1679 code for a protein of 540 amino acids. Gene Ontology annotation, molecular function: histone binding; nucleosome binding. NCBI's taxonomy places the organism in Eukaryota, Fungi, Basidiomycota, Agaricomycetes, Polyporales, Polyporaceae. The transcript has a single exon.
GCUGUAGGGUCGCACGACGCCUGGAGAAGUCUUGAGGCUUGACCCAUUGAUCUAGAAUGUCAAUAUACUUGGAUUCACUGCGACCACUUCUCCCGGCCGACGUCCGAAGUCAGCUCGACCGUGCCCUGGUCCCCGACGUGAAGUCCAUCGUGGACGCCAUUUUGCGACUAGCUGUGGGCGCAUCAGCGCCAGAGAAUGACCUUCUACCGGGCUGGGAGGGGCUGCGGUCUCGCGCCGCCGAAAUCAUAAGCGAGCUCAAGCGUGGUGAGCCUGCUAUAUCUCACAAACGCGCGAGAGAAGACGAGCCUGCGUCGUCGGCGAAGAAACCCAGGCCGCAUAGCGAGUCUCUCGAGAACGAUCCUCCCGCCUUCACGCUCCACGCGCUGUCCGUUUCCGCGCCCAUCCGCAAGAAAGUCAACAUUUCCGUGCACCGGUCCUCCAUCCGCCUCACAAAUCCCUCCACACAAAAAGAAGAGCAUGCGCCUAUACCCCUCGACGCGCUUCAGCGCGUGUUCCUCCUCUCCACGCGCGGAAAGAGCAAACCCCACUGGACCGUCGUGCUCCUGGCUACAGAUACCCCCACACCGACAGGCAAGGCCUUCGACGCUGCAAAAGAGAGCGCAGCCCCCCAGCUCGUGUUCGGACUCGAUGCUACCCUCACCGCCCCCUUCACCACAACGACUUAUGGAGCCGAUGGGUCUCCUAAGACCGACACAUACCCCAAGGGAAGCGCGACCCUGCCCGCCCUGCGCGCGUUCCUCGCCCACAUACCCAUCCAGACGCUCGAGCCGUCCACAUCCGUAUUCCGCGCCGCAAUCACACAGUCGGGAGAUGGCGUCGCCGGGGUGGAGGCGUACCGCGGCGCGAAGCAGGGCACACUGUGGUUCCUCGACGAGGGUGUCCUGUGGGACGGCAAGCCGUGCGAGUUCUUCGCGCUCGAGCACCUCGCGUCCGCGGGCAAGAACGAGCACGCGUAUGAGGGCGUGCGCACACUCAGCGCGACGGGCCGCACGUGCUCGGUCAUCCUGCGGCGGCGCGCAGGCCAAGGGGCGGCAACGAAACGCAAGGCGGGUGCGGAGGCGAGCGACGAGGAGGAGGGCGCGGAGGAGGGCGAGGAUAUCGACUUCGGGAUGGUGGAUGGGAAGGAGCAGGAGCCCAUCGGACGCUGGGUGAAGGCGCACCGACAUCGCUUUGGUCGUCCGGCGGACUCCGAGGGGGGCGCGGGACACCGUAACGGGGCGUCUCAGGUGGCGGCGGAUCCGAAGGGCAAAGGGAAGGCGAAGGCGGAGGACCCGCGUGCGGAGGACACGGAGGACGAGGAAGACUCGGACUUUACCAUGGGCACUUCAGACGACGAGAGUAGCGGGGACGAGUCGGAGUCCGGCAGCGACGCCAGUGCGGAAGGACAGCGCGAGGGCGGGGAGGGAGGAGAUGACGACGAAGACGAAGAGGGGAACGCGAGCGACGACGUUACCGGAGACGAGGCGGAAGACGACGACGAAGUUGAGGAGCUGGACCCGAAGCAUCAUCCGCUCUUGCGUCCGGGCGCGAUGCCGAAGAUGUCGCGCGCGGCGGUCGAUGCUGUCGUCGGGAUGGUUGAGCAGGACUUGAUGGGUGGUGGGCGGAAGGGAUCCCAGGCGGACGAUGAGAGCGACGAGGAAGAUGAGCUUGACGACUAGUCGAGCCGCAAGUCGAUGUCCUUCGACAACCGAAUCUGUGUGUACAAUGACGAUAUAAUAUGUAUUAUUGG